AUUUCUUGCUACGUCCACCUCCGCCACCGCCACCACCUCCUCCUUCUCCCUAUCCCUUUACCAACAACAACAGAAGCAGCAACACGGCCGUCACCAGCAACCAGAGAAACAAACAUGCUGCUUGGGCGCCGUCUAAUUGUCGUAUAAAUAAUUAAUCGGCAUACAAAAUAAAUGAACCUAUAUUUACAAAAGCAAAACAAUACCAAUUAAAAGUCGGAAAUUAUGAAUAACUAUCCACGUCGCAAUGGUACACACAAAGUUCGAAUAACGAUAUUGUGUGCUCGAAACUUGGCUCGCAAGGAUUUAUUUCGCCUCCCCGAUCCCUUCGCCAAAGUCCAGGUGGAUGGCACUGGUCAGGUGUACUCGACGGAGAUAAGCAAAUCCUCGCUGGACCCCAAAUGGAAUGCGCACUACGAUCUGUUCCUGGGCCUGGCCGAUGCAAUCACCAUAACCGUGUGGAAUCAGCGAAAGAUACACAAAGGCAGCGGCUUCCUGGGCUGCGUGAGGAUACCCGCCUUCACCAUUCAAAGCCUCAAAGGGGCAGGAUUUCAACGCUUGGAUUUGGGCAAACUAUCGCCGGACGACGAUGAGCUGGUGCGUGGACAGAUCAUUAUAUCGCUGCUGUCGAAGGAUGGCCCUAGCAGCGGCAAUCCCCUGGCCAUUGUCGGCCCCAGCGGCGAUGUGCGGGGACCCUCCGAGGAUGAUUCUUCGGAGGACAGUCUGCCCGAAGGCUGGGAGGAGCGGCGCACGGACAACGGACGGAUCUACUAUGUGAACCACGCCACCAAAUCCACCCAAUGGGACCGACCCAGGCUGCCGGGUGGCGGCGGCACAUCACCGCAACAGCGCCACCACAAUGGCAACAACAGCCACGGCCACGGGGAUAGGCAGGCGCCGGCGGGUCCCACACGCUCCACGACCUGCACCAAUCUGCUGAAUGGCGGCAAUCGCAAUCGAGAGGCGGCUGGGACGGGGUCGGACGAGCGACGCCACUCCACGGAGAUCCUGUCCAGUGUGGGCAAGGAAAACACCAGCCCCACGACGCCAAUGGCCUCAAUGGCCGUGACCACACCUGGCAAAAAGUCCUCCUCCACGACCCCGUCCGGCGGUCGCACCUUGGAGACGCGCUGCGGCAACGAACCGACCACGCCCACCAGCAGCACGACGACGACAACGACGGCGACGGGUCGCCUCCACAGCAACAACGACAAUCACGUGAAUCAUGUGAAAACGCCAAAGCAUCAAACGAAUGGCCACGGCCAUGGAUCCCAUGCUCCCGGCGAGGGCACGUCCACAUCGCCAACGGGUCAGCAGAACUAUGUGAAUGGGAAUGCUCAAAGUGGGACAGGGAGUGGGAAUGGCAGCUUCCAAGCGGCCCAGCCACAAAGUGCCAGCAAUGGCUGGACCCAGGAGGAGUCAUCAGCAACGACAGCGACAGCGAACUCAACGACAAGGACAACGACGCCACCCAGGCACAAUCAGAGCCAGAGUCAGAGUCCGCCCGCAACGAAUGCUGCCACAUCCCCAGCAGCAGCUACGCCCGCUGCCAAUGGAAACACUGUACACAGUCCGAAUGCAAACAGCCAGCCAGGAGGCGGCAGAUCCUACACUGCGGCGACUCCGGGCCAGCGUUCACAGCGUCGCAGCUCUCGGCAGCAGGGGGGCGAUGAGCCCUCCACGCGGCGUCGCUCCUCACGCGGUACCCGCCACGGAGGCAGUGCAGGAGGGGGAGGGGGAGGAUCUGGACAGAGAUUAGCAUCGGCCGCUAUUGCAGCGGCCAAUCAGGCGGCGCGUCCCUUUCUGGACCUGCCCUCCGGCUACGAGAUGCGGACCACGCAACAGGGCCAGGUGUACUUCUAUCACAUACCCACGGGUGUGUCCACGUGGCACGAUCCGCGGAUACCGCGGGACUUUGACACCCAGCAUCUGCCGCUGGACUCUAUCGGUCCUUUGCCCAGUGGCUGGGAGCAGAGGAAAACGGCCUCCGGACGCGUCUAUUUUGUGGACCACAACAACCGCACGACACAGUUCACGGAUCCGCGUCUCAGUGGGAGUCUGCUGCAGCUGAUUCGCCGGGGACCUGUGCCGCCGACUGGAGCAGCAGCUCCUGGCGCUGCCACACCACCCACGACAGCAGCAGCGGCGUCGGCGGCUUCCGCGUCCGCGCCCAAUCCCACUUCUACAUCCAAUCAGCCAGCUGCACCUGGCCCUGCACCUGCCCCACCACCAACAGCAGCAGCAGCAGGCUCCACGGCAGCAAACACGACAGCGACAACUAUAACGAACACCCCGCAUCGCAUUUGUCCGGAAGGCCUGCCGCAGGGCCUGCUCGAGGGGGCCGACUUGCUGCCAAAGUACCGCCGGGAUCUGGUCGGAAAACUACGCGCCCUGCGCACCGAGCUGCAAACGAUGCAGCCGCAGUCCGGCCACUGCCGGCUAGAGGUGUCGCGCAACGAGAUUUUCGAGGAGAGCUAUAGACUGAUAAUGAAGAUGCGGGCCAAGGACAUGCGCAAGCGUUUGAUGGUCAAGUUCAAGGGUGAGGAGGGUUUGGACUAUGGCGGUGUGGCCCGCGAGUGGCUGCAUCUGCUCUCCCGCGAGAUGCUCAAUCCGCAGUACGGCCUGUUUCAGUACAGUCGCGACGACCACUACACGCUGCAGAUCAAUCCCGAUUCGGGCGUGAAUCCGGACCAUCUCUCCUACUUUCACUUUGUGGGCCGCACCCUGGGCAUAGCCGUGUUCCACGGCCACUGCCUCGACGGGGGCUUCACCACGCCCUUCUACAAGCAGCUGCUGAACAAACCCAUCACGCUGGGCGACAUCGAGGGCGUCGAUCCUGAGCUGCACCGCAGCCUCACCUGGAUGCUGGAGAGCAACAUUAGCGGCAUCAUCGAGUCGACAUUCAGCGUGGAGAACAAUAGCUUUGGGGCUCUGGUGGUGCACGAACUGAAGCCUGGCGGCGCCGCCAUACCCGUCACGGAGGAGAACAAGCGCGAGUACGUUAAGCUCUAUGUAAACUAUCGCUUCAUGCGCGGUAUCGAACAGCAGUUUCUGGCUCUGCAGAAAGGCUUCUGUGAGCUGAUACCCAACCAUCUGCUGCGACCGUUUGAUGAGCGGGAACUGGAAUUGGUCAUUGGCGGCAUCUCGAGCAUCGAUGUCAACGAUUGGCGCAACAAUACGAGACUGAAGCACUGUACGAACGAGACGACGCAAGUGCUGUGGUUCUGGCAGGUGGUCGAGUCGUACAGCUCUGAGAUGCGAGCACGUCUGCUGCAGUUUGUGACGGGGUCGUCGCGGGUGCCGUUGCAGGGAUUCCGUGCACUGCAAGGAUCCACGGGUGCGGUGGGGCCACGUCUGUUCACCAUCCACCUCACCGUCGAUGUUCCCACACAGAACCUCCCCAAGGCGCACACCUGCUUCAAUCGGAUCGAUCUACCGCCUUACGAGAACUAUCAGCUGCUCUGCGAUAAGCUGACCCAAGCGGUGGAGGAGACCUGUGGCUUUGCCGUGGAGUAGGGACCAAGCGAUCGAUAGAAUCCAGAGAUAAAAUCCCCCACACACCCACACCCACGCAUAUGCAAAUACAUAGGCACCUAUAAAUAAAUAUACACCAACAUAUACAUAUACAAAAAGGCGCAUGCGAGGAGAACGCGACGCUUAUAUCAAAAUUCUAGGGACCCUGAUCCCUGCCGAUUCCACAUACCUUUUGUUUCUAUAUAAUUUGUUUGUUGCUGUUCAAUCGUGUGUGCGCUGCGCUUUUUGCAGUUGAAAAUCAAUUAUUUAGCGAGUAUGUACGGACUCUCAUCUUAUACAUAGUUACCAAGUGCAUAUACACAUAUACAUUUAUAUAUAUAAAUAUAUACAUAAUAUAUAUACACCCACACACACACCUCCCUCCCAUAAAGCGUUUAUAUAUUAUAUAUACAUCUGUAUUUCUAUCGUCUGUCCAUUAUUGGCAUCCAUCUUCCCCCAACCCAGGGCCUUUGUUCGUUUACGUCGUGGCGCAUGUUAUAAAUUGUAGUUUAAAAUAUUACGAAACCAAUUAUACAUACAUACAAAUAUACAUUGAUUAUACAUAUAUCAUAGUUGAUAAUUAGGCAUUAAAAACAAAUUUUAAUUAAUUGUAGGCAUUGGACCGGCAAUUCUCUGUGCUUUUGUUUAGUUUAAAAUAUAUAGUUUUUGAUGUUUAUUAAUUACAUUUUGUACAUUUAUAAAAACCAAUCGAGAAUUCACUGCUAAGUUUUUAAUUAUUGUUUAAAUUGUCCUUAAAUAUACACACCACACCACACUCCACCCCACACCACACAUACACUCAUCGACUCACACGCAUUAUUAUUUAAUAAGAAUUCACAACACAAUACGAUGGCAAAUCAAAAAACUUGAAAAAUUACUCAACUCGUAAAUUAAUUAUUUUUUAAAUAAAUGCAAAUUAUUUAAAUUAAAUUAUAUUUUGUAUUGCUUUUGAUUUCCAUUACCAUUUCGUUGACCUUUUGUUUCGCCCGGUUCGGUUCGCCAUUCAUGCCAAAAUCAAAACAAUUACGGAUCAAAUCGCAUACAUAAUAUGUAUUACAUAUACACACAUAUUUACAUCAAUUUUUAAUCGCAACGAAUUGGACAAAUUUCUAGAAGGUGAUAUUAGUGAAAAUUUUUAACUGUCUUUAAUCUUUAAUUGAAGCGAAACAACAAUUGGUAGUUAUUUAAGAGCCCCCGCCCCAUAGCCUCCCCACCCCCAUUCCCGAGCCCACCAUACAGCCCGAAAUGUGUAUUGCAUAUGUGAAAACUCUAUUGAUUUAUAUAGAACUUAGCCCUAAACAAGAUACAACACAAAUCGAUCGUUAACUUUUAGCUUUAGCGAGCUCUAGGAUGUGAACCACUAAGAAUUCUGAAGCAGAAACCGAAACCCUGCAAACAUUGACAAGGACUUUGAUCCGAUAACCAAAAGGGAUUAAGUUAAUAAAUAAAUGAGCCUUA
Messenger RNA from Drosophila pseudoobscura, 4968 nucleotides. It is a transcript of the gene Smurf, whose product is annotated as SMAD specific E3 ubiquitin protein ligase. The transcript has 7 exons. Lineage: Eukaryota; Metazoa; Arthropoda; Insecta; Diptera; Drosophilidae. Gene Ontology annotation, cellular component: cytoplasm. The coding region runs from base 223 to 3513 and encodes 1096 amino acids. Gene Ontology annotation, biological process: proteasome-mediated ubiquitin-dependent protein catabolic process; protein polyubiquitination; negative regulation of BMP signaling pathway. The record is from RefSeq and is a predicted model, not a curated record. Gene Ontology annotation, molecular function: protein binding; ubiquitin protein ligase activity.